Dipodomys spectabilis (banner-tailed kangaroo rat) is the source of this 1751-nucleotide messenger RNA. RefSeq names its product membrane associated ring-CH-type finger 3 (gene Marchf3). Bases 213 to 974 code for a protein of 253 amino acids. The record is from RefSeq and is a predicted model, not a curated record. The transcript has 5 exons. Lineage: Eukaryota; Metazoa; Chordata; Mammalia; Rodentia; Heteromyidae. Gene Ontology annotation, molecular function: ubiquitin-protein transferase activity; zinc ion binding. Gene Ontology annotation, biological process: protein ubiquitination.
CCUUGAAUUGUCAGCGCGCUCGGGGCGACUGCAGAGUCGGGCGGCCGCCGGGCUGAGGUGCCCGCUCGGGCCAGGGUGCGCGGACCCUCCGGGACGUGAGCGAUCGGCGGGGGACAGCUUGGGGCUGCGGACCCGCGGCAGGGCUCGGCCAGGAGGAUGGAAAUCCUCUAUGAAUGUGGAAGCCAUUAGCAGAGUAAUUGCUGUCGGUUGCCAUGACAACCAGCCGCUGCAGUCACCUGCCUGAGGUCCUGCCAGAUUGCACCAGCUCAGCUGCGCCUGUGGUGAAGACCGUGGAGGAUUGUGGCAGCCUCGUGAAUGGGCAGCCACAGUAUGUCAUGCAAGUUUCAGCCAAGGACGGGCAGUUGCUGUCAACAGUAGUGCGGACUCUUGCCACCCAGAGCCCCUUCAAUGACCGGCCAAUGUGCAGGAUCUGCCAUGAGGGCAGCAGCCAAGAGGACUUGCUUUCUCCAUGUGAAUGUACUGGGACCUUGGGGACAAUUCAUCGGAGCUGCCUGGAGCAUUGGUUGUCAUCCUCAAACACCAGCUACUGUGAACUCUGCCACUUCAGGUUUGCAGUCGAGCGCAAACCCAGGCCGUUAGUGGAGUGGCUCAGAAAUCCCGGCCCCCAGCACGAGAAGCGGACUCUGUUUGGAGACAUGGUGUGCUUCUUAUUUAUCACCCCCCUGGCCACCAUCUCGGGCUGGCUGUGCCUGCGGGGCGCUGUGGACCACCUGCACUUCAGUAGUCGGCUCGAAGCCGUGGGCCUGAUUGCACUCACUGUCGCACUCUUCACCAUUUACCUCUUUUGGACACUAGUGUCAUUUAGGUACCACUGUCGGCUAUAUAAUGAAUGGCGUCGGACCAAUCAGAGGGUGAUUCUCCUCAUUCCAAAGUCUGUCAACAUACCCUCCAACCAGCAGUCCUUGCUGGGCCUGCACUCAGUCAAGAGGAACUCAAAGGAGACCAUUGUGUGAUGGUUUUUGUGCGACUGCUUGGUUGAUUCGUUGUUUGGAGAUUGGAAGAUUCUGCACUGGGGCCACGCACUGAGCUACACUCAGGCCUGUCCUUAACCUAAGGGUCUAAGAACACCAGAGCCAUGUCCACACAUUGCCCAAACAACAGCCUCCUCUGCCCGAAGAAAGCAAAUGCUUUUGACUUCAAAUCAAGGAUGCUGCACUGGUAUGAUACUUGCUAAGCUGCCAAACAUGUUUAUUUAGCAGAUACUGUAUGGAAUUUUCUGAACACCUCUUUAACCUAGGAGGAAGGUUGUCUCGCUCAAAAGAUGCAAUUAAAUUCUUCCUUUUUUAUUACUAUUUCAAAUAUAUAUAAAUAUAUAUAUAUAUAACUUAGAUGAUAAUCAAGAUCAAAAAACCAAUGUAAAAACUGGUUUCUUGGUUUGGAGGGGCUUUUGUUUGGGUGAGUUUUCUGUUCCCCGGUUUCUACUGUGGGUUCUUUUGGGGUUAUUUGAUAGCCCGAGUGGUCUUUUUCGUGUCUCUUACUCAAGGAGAGAUCAAAAUGACUGCGGAACAAGUCAUACUGAAAGGGUGUUUUGUACUAAACUUCAUUCAGUUAUUCCGUUUUUAAAGGGAAAGGGAGUGUGGUAACUUUCCAUGCACCUGUGAGCUGUUUAUUUAAAUAUCAUUAAGGAAGGAAAAACAAUAUGUUGAGAAGCAAGCUCCUUGCAAUUUGUUUGGUACUGACAGCUGAUAGAAACUAUUUUCUAAUAAUAAAUAUCCAGUGUGUGAAAGACA